UCCUCACUUCCCUUGGGUGGGUUUGGCAGGGUUGAAAAGUGGGCAGACAGCUCUCCAGGGUUUUGGCACUCACUGCUGGCUUUGCUUUGCUGCUGCUGGGGGGAGAGGGGUGUUGCAGGGACCCUCUGGAGUAAAACCAUCUGCAGUAGUGCUGGAAAGGUGGGGUGGCUUGAGCACCCUGCCCUUUCCUGAAGCCAAAGACGGCUCCAAAAACCAGGCAGGCAGGCAGCUGUGGGCAUGUCCUGCCCUGCUCCUGCAGAUCCAGGAGUGGCUCAGGCCAGGCUUCUGGCUGCCAAAGGGGUUGUUUAGCUCCUCCCUCAUUUUUUUCCCUGGUUUUCUUCAGCUUCCUCCAGUUUCUAUUUAUGGUCUCAGGAUGAUCAGGCAGAAGGAGAUAGCUGCAACUUCUUUGCAUGCCCUGAUUUGGGCUGGAAAAGAGAAUAAAUUGAAGCAGCAGAACAGCAAGGAUUAAAAGUGCCUCCUUUUUCACUCCACGGAGGAGGGAGAUUCCUGGACCCCCAGAGUGGAUUUGGGAGGGCAAUGAGCAUCAUCCCUGCCCUGCACUUGAACCAGCAGCUGGCUGUGGCUUUCUCCCAGGACAGAUUUCCUUCAUGGACACCUGCAGCCAGAGAGGAGCGAGGAGUUUUGCUGUGGGGAUGGGAAGGAGGAGGUGACAUUUCUGCUGACCCCUGGGCUGUUGUGUUUGCAGCUGCUCUGCCACCAGCCCGUCACCUGCUGCAGGGCCACCAUGGUCCGGCGUGUGGCCGUGGUGGGGGCCGGGGCUGGGGGCUUGGCCUCUGUCAAGUGCUGCCUGGACGAGGGGCUGGAGCCCACCUGCUUCGAGAGCAGCGAGGACAUCGGCGGCGUCUGGCGCUACACGGACUCCACAGACACCAGGAGGAUCACUGUGUACCGCUCAGUCAUCUCUAACACCUCCAAGGAGAUGUCCUGCUUCAGCGACUUCCCCUUCCCCGAGGAUUUUCCCAACUACCUGUCCCACAGCCUGGUCCUGGAAUACCUCAGGAUGUACGCCCGGCACUUCGACCUCCUGCGGCACAUUCACUUCCAGACAACAGUUCUCAGCGUGAGGAAGCGCCCGGAUUUCAGCGCCUCGGGCCAGUGGGAGGUGGUCACCGAGACCCACGGUGUCCGUGAGUCCCACGUCUUCGACGCUGUCAUGAUUUGCACUGGCCAUUACCAGGAGCCCUACUUGCCUUUGGCUUCUUUCCCAGGCAUUGAAAGCUUCAAAGGUCAGUACCUGCACAGCUGGGAGUACAGAGACGUGCAGGCUUUCCGAGGGAAGCGCGUCCUGGUGCUCGGCAUUGGCAACACUGGCGGGGACCUCUCCGUGGAGCUGAGCAGGGUGGCUGCCAAGGUGUUCCUCAGCACCAGGAGCCACACCUGGGUCGUCAGCCGGGUCUCAGACCACGGCUUCCCCUUGGACAUGGUCGGCACCACCCGCUUCAACUCCCUCCUGGACUGGCUUCUCCCUUCAGCCCUCACAAGGAGGAUCAAGUUUCGGAAGUUCAAUUCAUGGUUCAACCACACAAUCUAUGGCUUGGCCUCCAGCAAAAGCUCCAAAUUUAAGUUGAUUAUCAACGAAGAGCUGCCCUUCUGCCUCCUCUCUGGGACCGUGGUGUUGAAGCCAAAUGUGAAGGAAUUCACUGAAAGCUCUGCUGUUUUCGAAGACGGCACAACCGAGGGAAACAUUGACGUGGUGCUCUUUGCCACGGGCUACAAGUUCUCCUUCCCCUUCCUGGAGGAGUCAGUUCGGGGCACCAUCCACGACAACCGUUCCCUCUACAAGUGCAUCUUCCCUCCCCAGCUGGAGCAGCCCACGCUGGCCAUCAUUGGCCUGAUCCAGCUGACAGGCUCCAUCAUGGUGGGCUCAGAGAUGCAGGCUCGCUGGGUCACGGGGGUCUUUGCAGGCUGGAACAAGCUGCCUCCCCCCAGCAGGAUGAUGGCUGAGGUUUUGAAGAGGAAGCCAGCAGUCAAAAGGAACCCAUCCGAGAGGGAGAACCUGAAGAUGAGUUUCGUCAGCUACGUGGAUGAAAUCGCGGCGUGCGCCGGCGUCAAGCCCGGUGUGCUGAGGCUGCUGCUGACAGACCCCCAGCUGGGCCUGGCCAUCUUUUUUGGGCCCUGCUCGCCCUACCAGUACCGGCUGGAGGGCAGGGGCAGCUGGAGAGGGGCCAGGGCUGCCAUCCUGACCCAGUGGCAGCGCGCCCUGCGGCCCCUGAGGACACGGCGGCUGCCGGACAGCUCCAGCAGCUCCCGGGGCUGGGGCUGGGUGCUCCUCCUGGCUCUGCCAGCAGCUCUCACUGCAGCUUGGCUCUGCAAACACCCCCAGCCAGGCUGGAGGCUCUGGGUGUAGAAGGAAGGUGGGGAAGAAGCGGUGCCAGGUGGCGUGGGCACGGGGCAGAGCUGUGCCAGGUGCUGCCGGAGGGCUGGAGCUGGCACCAGCAGCAGCCUGGGGCUGUCUGUGUCUGUCACUGCAGGGCACGAAACAACACGAGCACACACACUGCUGCUCUCAAGGUGAACAAAAGGGCAGUUCAUUUUCUGACUCCAACAUUUAUAGACUUUUAAAAGUGACAGUGGGUUGGAGGGUGACAGUGCCACCUCUCCAGUGACGCUGGAGAAACCAACAGCCCAUCAAAUUUCUCUUCCUCUGUGAAAGAAUGCAAAACAACGAGUUACUUACAGAAGUACAAGAAUGUAAACAUCAGAAGGCUUAGAGAAUCUUUAAAAAUCAGGGCGACACGUGUCCAGCCACCUCCUGCUGAUGUUCUGUAGGAAAGGCAUUUUGUGCUGCUCUUGUGAGCCAGGGAAGGCUUCCUGAAGAAAAGGAAAGCCCCGUAUCUCUCCUGAGGAAGGCACCAAGGCUAUCCCCAUGACAACGUGAUGGAAGAGAGAAAGUUAAAAGAUACAGACUCCGGCUGGCUCACAGAAUGAGGUGGCUCCUUGCUCACCUACAGAGAACUUUGUUUCUCUCUUAUGACCAAUGGGCAGUGAAUGUGUCUGUUAAGUAAAUGUAAAUAUCUUGAAAAACUAUAAAGGCAGCUGUCACUAAUAAAUCUCUCUUCUGCACCCUUC
Molecule: messenger RNA, 3090 nt
Organism: Serinus canaria (Common canary)
Lineage: Eukaryota; Metazoa; Chordata; Aves; Passeriformes; Fringillidae
Product: dimethylaniline monooxygenase [N-oxide-forming] 4
Exons: 9
Coding region: 746-2368 (540 amino acids)
Molecular function (GO): flavin adenine dinucleotide binding; NADP binding; N,N-dimethylaniline monooxygenase activity
Source: RefSeq, a predicted model, not a curated record